AGACCAGCAACGUGACAACAUCCUCAAUUUAAGUCGCUCUCAAUGUCUUUCAUCACACGGGAAUACAAGUUCGAAACGAGCAUCAUGAUGCAAAAAAAAUCUGAUCAACAUGCAAUGGCAAUGCUUAGCCUGAAGAAACUUGUCAAACCACUGCUGCGGCUAAUGAAGAAGAAGAAGCUAAUUCACAAGACCCUGGCCGAGGUGCAGUCCCAGAACGAGAUAAACUCAUCGCUGGAGGACAUGCGUAGAGAUUCAGUGACCAGCUGUGACAAUACGGCAAACGAGCUGCUCGAACAGAGACUCUACAACGAUCUGCGCGAAUGCCCCAGCAAUGCCGCUAUUAUCGUCCAACAAGAUCAAACGCAUUGCAUUGUUCCCGUGCAUCCUGAUCAGACCUUCAUCCCGGUCCACUUUGCCCGUACGAGCAGUGGAACAUUCUUCUGGACUUCUCUAGAUGGGAAGUGCCAACAGCAGCAGCAACAUCAACAGGAGUACCAAAUGCGAACCAAGUACGAUCGCUGGGUUCAGGCCUGAAUCUAGUUCGAUUAGACAACAACGGGAAGUCAGCUUUAAAGCCAAGUCUAGGGUGAUGCUGGUCUUGGUACGGUCGCAAUUCUUAGGUGAUAUUAGCAUAGGGUUUUCCCCAUUUGUUUCAUAGAAGAACCAAUCUUCAAUCAAUAUGAAUACUUUUAAAUUAUUGUGAUUUCAUAGUAGCUUUCUUUCAUAGCUAUAAGAAAAUCAUUGUCUUCCAUGUUUGUUUAUUAGGUUA
Messenger RNA from Drosophila navojoa, 769 nucleotides. RefSeq names its product Twin of m4 (gene Tom). Gene Ontology annotation, biological process: sensory organ development; Notch signaling pathway. Lineage: Eukaryota; Metazoa; Arthropoda; Insecta; Diptera; Drosophilidae. The record is from RefSeq and is a predicted model, not a curated record.